Molecule: messenger RNA, 555 nt
Organism: Prorocentrum cordatum
Lineage: Eukaryota; Dinophyceae; Prorocentrales; Prorocentraceae
Source: the annotation of a GenBank genome assembly
AUGGUUCGGGGGCCCUUCACCUACUACGCCUACAGGCUCUACUCCGACCUGCAGGGCGCCCUCCACGAGAGCCGCAUGGACCUGGAGCAGGCCGCGCAGGCGGCCCACACGCUGGCCGGUGGGUCGAAGGCUGGCGACCUGCUGUCGUGCGCGGCCGACGACCUCAUGCCCUACGACCCGAAUCCCAACAUCCACCCGAUGGAUUCGAGGUCUUCGACGGACACGACAGCUCGGAGGAGAAACAGACCGAUACCGCUCAACGUCGCCACGGCUGGAUUCUCCUUGGAGGUGUGGUCAAACCGCCUUCCGAGAGAGGUCCAGGGAGUAGCGGUAUCGGUACCUGAUUGUCCCUCCUGGAAUUGCGUGGUCGUGCACUUCCAGAGGUACGCGCAGAUUGUUCGGGUCGACGCUGGCCCCCCUUGGUGGCGCCUCGGGCGCCGCCCCUGGCGCACUCCGCGCGCCGGGAAAACGGGAGAAGGUGGGGGUCUGGCCCCGGCCAGGAGAUCCGUGCAUACCUCCUACAGUCUAUGCUUACCCAUCGGUCGCCGAAAGUAG